Quercus lobata is the source of this 2369-nucleotide messenger RNA. RefSeq names its product Glycosyl hydrolase family 85 (gene ENGASE85A). The record is from RefSeq and is a predicted model, not a curated record. The coding region runs from base 66 to 2198 and encodes 710 amino acids. Gene Ontology annotation, molecular function: mannosyl-glycoprotein endo-beta-N-acetylglucosaminidase activity. Gene Ontology annotation, biological process: protein deglycosylation. Gene Ontology annotation, cellular component: cytoplasm. The transcript is spliced from 12 exons. Lineage: Eukaryota; Viridiplantae; Streptophyta; Magnoliopsida; Fagales; Fagaceae.
GAUAGAAAACAAAGCAAGGCAAACCAGUAAGGAAAGCUUGAAAUUCUUCAGAGAGUCAACUCUGUAUGCUCUCUCUUCCUCUUAAAUUCGACUGCCUAAGACGCAGAAACAUAGUAAAGCAUCUCAAACUUGUUCGCAACAAACUCCAAAACCUCCUCCGCUUUGUCAAAAUGUCCUCAUCGGAACCUGAACUCCAACACCCACCUCCACCACCGUUCAAUCCAACCGAACCGUCCUUACCAAUCUCGUACCCAAUCGAAACGCUCAAAGACCUCGAGUCCAGGUCCUACUUCAACUCCUUUCACUACCCUUUUAACAAAACUUCGGUUCCUCUUAAAUCUGUGUUGCCCAAUAGGCGCAGAUUGCUUGUGUGCCAUGACUUGAAAGGAGGGUAUUUGGAUGAUAAAUGGGUCCAAGGAGGGACUAAUCCUGAGGCCUAUGGGAUAUGGCAUUGGUAUUUGAUGGAUGUUUUUGUUUACUUUUCUCAUACUCUUGUUACUCUUCCACCACCGUGUUGGACUAACACAGCUCAUCGCCAUGGAGUUAAGGUAUUGGGGACUUUCAUCACAGAAUGGGAUGAAGGGAGAGUGGCCUGCAAUGAAUUGCUCUCAACAAAGGAAUCUGCUCAUAUGUAUGCCGAGCGCUUGGCAGAGCUUGCUGUUGCUUUGGGCUUUGAUGGAUGGCUGAUUAAUAUGGAGGUCAAAUUGGAUCCCGGGCAAAUCCGUAAUAUGAAAGAAUUUGUCGACCAUCUAACCCAGACCAUGCAUUCCGCUGUGCCUGGUUCCUUAGUGAUAUGGUAUGAUAGUGUUACAAUUCAUGGUGAUCUUCACUGGCAAGAUCAACUGAAUGACAAAAACAAACCUUUCUUUGAUAUUUGUGAUGGAAUAUUUGUAAAUUAUACAUGGAAGGAAAACUAUCCAAGGGAUUCAGCUGCUGUUGCUGGUGAUAGAAAUUUUGAUGUUUACAUGGGGGUCGAUGUAUUUGGAAGGAACACUUUUGGUGGUGGGAAGUGGAAUACAAAUGAUGCUCUUGAUGUGAUAAAAAAGGGUGAGACUUCAGCUGCCAUAUUUGCUCCUGCAUGGAAUUAUGAGACUCAUCAACUUCCUAAUUUUCAGACUUCACAAAAUCAUUGGUGGAGCCUUGUGGAGAAAUCAUGGGGAAUAGUACAAAAUUAUCCUAAAGAUCUGCCAUUCUAUACAAAUUUUGAUCAGGGGCAUGGACAUCAUUUUUCAGUAGAUGGAGCAGAAAUAUCAAAUGAUCCUUGGAAUAACCUUUCUUGCCAAGGUUUCCAGCCUUUACUUGAGUUUGUUGAUAACCCUACUCUGGAUAGCAUUCAAGCACUUGUUGAUUUCAACGAAGCAUCUUAUAGUGGAGGGGGAAACAUCACAUUUAGAGGAACUCUUGAAGACAAUGCUUUUUUCACAAGAAGGCUUUUUCAUGGAGAACUUCUGUUGGGUGAUUUACCUGUCAACUUUACAUACUCUGUGAAAUCAGAGGGAGAUUCUCAACUGGGCCUUUCUCUUCAGUUUUCUUCUACAAUGAAUAAAAGCAUGUCAAUGCUUCUGGCAUCCCAGGAAAUUUACCAAUUCUCAAGCAAAUUCAGUCAAGUAAUUACAACACGCCCACAUGGAAAGCCAGGAAAUUCACCAGGAUGGGUCAUACAGGAGGCUAGCAUUGCAAUGAAUGGAUACAAAUUAACAGAAAUCCAUGCUGUGUGCUACCGGUCAAAGCCCGAAUUUAACAAACCCGGACCAGCUCACAAUCCAGUUAAAUAUUUUGCAGUUUUGGGUCAUAUUACCAUAAAAAAUUCUGAAAAGAAGUCAGGCUUUCCACCCUCUUCCUCAUGGCUUGUUGAGGCCCAAUUUAUCAAAUGGACUUCUGUUUCUCAGGGUUCCAAGACACUUAGUGUAAAACUUAAAUGGAAACUGAAAGAUGGAACUGAUACUGUAUUCCCAAACUACAAUAUUUAUGCAAAGAAACUAGCAAAACAGGUGGUAAGUGAUCAAGAUGUAUCACUAGAAGAUGUGCCGAAGUAUUUAGGAACGGCACAUGUGGAAGCAUUUUACGUUUCUGACCUUUCAGUUCCUUGUGAAACAUCCAGUCUCAAAUUUAUUGUUCAAGUAUGCGCUGCUGAUGGGACUUGCCAGAAAUUGGACGAUUCUCCAACCUUUUCAAUUGAUGUUAAAGAAAUGCUGUAAAUACAAGCAAACGCAUAGGGAAAAUGGGCUUGAUGCAGAUUCUGUUUCCCACAUGUGGAAAACAUGAAGUUCAAGGGAAACGCUUGAAACCCCUACCUGAAUUUGAAAGCUCUAUGUCUAGCCAGUGACAUACAACAUAUUCUGUAAUAGUUUUAGCCUUUUAGGCUUUUA